This is a messenger RNA of Triticum aestivum (bread wheat), 1497 nucleotides long. Its product is annotated as squamosa promoter-binding-like protein 10. Gene Ontology annotation, molecular function: DNA binding. The record is from RefSeq and is a predicted model, not a curated record. NCBI's taxonomy places the organism in Eukaryota, Viridiplantae, Streptophyta, Magnoliopsida, Poales, Poaceae. Gene Ontology annotation, cellular component: nucleus. The transcript is spliced from 3 exons. The coding region runs from base 83 to 1309 and encodes 408 amino acids.
AACCUCACUAGUCCCUACAUUCACAUAGGGCUAGCGAGCACGAGCCUCCCUUCUCGAGCUACGACCACUCACUCAGGCCACGAUGAGCAACGGCAGGAUGAACGCCGCGGCGGGCGACGACUUACCGUUAGGGGCAAUGCAGCCGCCGCCCUACGUCGGCUUUGAGCUCGCCGGCAUGAUGGCUGGUGGCGGAGGAGGAGGCCAGCGCCACGAGGGGGCGAUGAUAUCCGACAACUUCGACUUCGCGGCGGCAGCGACCGCCUUCAACCGGUUACGGGAGGCGCCGCACCACCAGAUGCUGGCGCUGCCGCCCAACGGCAAUGGCACCGGUGGGCUGGUCCUUAUGGCGCCGCCGCCCAUGUCCAGGAUGCAGCUGCAGAUGCCGCCCAUGGCCAUGGACGGUCACAGUGACGUGUACCCGGCUCUUGGGAUGGUGAAGCGCGAGGUCGGCGCCGGAGACGAGGGGAGGAUCGGCUUGAACCACGGCCGGCGGACCUACUUCCCCACCGGCGACAUGAUGGCGGUGGACCGGAUGCUCAUGCGGUCCCGUCUCGGCAGCGUGUUCGGCCUGGGAUUCGGCCGCGCCCACCGCCAACCGCCUCAGUGCCAGGUGGAGGACUGCAAGGCCGACCUCUCCGGCGCCAAGCACUACCACCGGCGCCACAAGGUGUGCGAGUACCACGCCAAGGCCUCCCUCGUCUCCGCUGCCGGCAAGCAGCAGCGCUUCUGCCAGCAAUGCAGCAGGUUCCACGUGCUCACGGAGUUUGACGAGGCCAAGAGGAGCUGCCGGAAGCGGCUCGCAGAGCACAACCAUCGCCGGAGUAAACCGGCGGCCGGCAGCGCGAGGGCGGCGUCCAAGGUCUUGGCGCCACCUUCCAAGAAACCCAACGCCAGCGGCAUCUCCAGCUCCUACGCCACCAACAAUAACACUUUGAGCGCGACCAACAAGUCGACCAUCUCGUCCAACACGAGCGCGACCAGCUGCCUUAAGCAAGUCCAGGCCAGCGUAGCGACGGCGAGGCGGAUGACGCUCACCCUGGGCGUGCCGCCAGAGAAGGAGCGCCGCCAGCAGCAGCUCAGCAAUGCCAUGCAGCUCCACCACCAACGGGAGCAGCAGCACUUCAUUACCUCCCUCCUGCACAGAAACGUCAACAACAGCAACAUCAUGUCAUGUUCCUCUGUGUGCUCCAGCACGAUGCCAUCGGUGGCGGCUGCCAACGGCCGGGUCUCCGACCAGAACAACAACAACACCAAUGGCAGCAACCAAGCCAACAACAGCAUGCUUAUGUUUGAGGUUGACUUCAUGUAGAUGUUGGAUCUUGAGCAUUAUGCUUCAUAAUUAUGAUCAGAAAACCACAUUAGGUACUUGGUGGAAGUGUUUCGUUUUUCCCCUGUUAAAAAGGACCGGAGGGGGUUAAACAGCGACAAAGCAAUGUACUCGAUCCCUCCGGGUUUUUUUAGUCUGUAUUUAAGAUUUGCCUGAAGUCAAUUGUCGUA